Messenger RNA from Zygosaccharomyces rouxii, 825 nucleotides. RefSeq names its product protein-transporting protein BCP1 (gene BCP1). Lineage: Eukaryota; Fungi; Ascomycota; Saccharomycetes; Saccharomycetales; Saccharomycetaceae. Bases 1 to 825 code for a protein of 274 amino acids. The record is from RefSeq and is a predicted model, not a curated record. Gene Ontology annotation, cellular component: nucleus. The transcript has a single exon.
AUGCUUGAAACUAUUAAGCUAAGUGAGCUCACCAAGAAGCGUCGUGCCUCUGAAGAUGAUACAGGUUCUGAGAUUGAUAUCAGUAGCACCGAUUCCGAGGGAGAUGAAGAGCAAGUAAAUGAUGAAGAGGUUGUCAAUAUAGAUUUUGAUUUCUUUGGUGGUAACCCACAAGUGGAUUUCCAUGCUAUUAAAAACCUUUUACGUCAAAUUUUGGGUAAUGAAGAGAGUAAUAAGGUUCAGUUAAGUCAAUUAAGUGAUCUGAUACUAGCAUCUCCAACAACUACCAUUAAAACAGACGGACCUGAAUCUGAUCCAUACUGUUUCUUAUCGUUUGUGGACUAUAAGGAGAACCGCGAUUCUGAUUAUGCACGUUACUUGCGUAGAGAUGAAAGAAUGGCUUCAUUUUUGCGUACGGUAGAAUCGAAUUCAAAGAAGAGCUGUGCACUUUUGCUCGGUGAACGUUUAAUUAAUAUGCCUACAGAAGUAGUACCUCCAUUGUACAAAAUUACCUUAGAAGAUGUGACCAACGCGCUAGGAGAUGGUAAGCAUUAUGAUUUUUAUGUGAUUCUAAGUCGUAAAUACGAAGUGAAUUUUGAUAUGGAUAGUGAUAGUGAAGAUGAAGACCAAGGUAAGCGUUCUAAGAAAAGGGUUAAACAGCAUGAAGUCGAUUAUUUCCAUGUGGAAGACAGGAUUUUUGAAAAAAAUGCAAAAUUACACUUCGAUUUACAGCCUCACAAAGGGUUGAUUCCAACAUAUAUAGUGUUAUCGCAUCAAGACUUGCUAAAGAGCAUUUCCGAAUUAGAGCAUGAACUUCAAUCAUGGUGA